AUGAUGGAUCGUAGUGCGAGAGCCGUAGAUCCAGUGGCGGGCGGCAGGUGGUGGUGCGGGCCGGAGGGUUUCGGCGUGGCGACCUCUGCCACCGACCCAUUAGCGCUUCCUGCCCGCGGCCGCGACGCAAUUACAACGGGCCGCGGGGGCCGCUAUAAAUACCCGCCCGCUGGACAGCGUGGUACACCACCGUGUCCGGUCGCCACUGGUUACAUCCGAACCACAGGAUCGGACGAGCGGUUUCAUACAAAUGGAACUUGUGGCCCUGUUUCGGCGACCGGACACCACCGUGUCCGGUCGCCACUGGUUACAUCCGAACCACAGGAUCGGACGAGCGGUUUCAUACAAAUGGAACUUGUGGCCCUGUUUCUAAAGCUA
This is a messenger RNA of Iphiclides podalirius (scarce swallowtail), 378 nucleotides long. Lineage: Eukaryota; Metazoa; Arthropoda; Insecta; Lepidoptera; Papilionidae. The record is from the annotation of a GenBank genome assembly.